Gadus chalcogrammus (walleye pollock) is the source of this 1991-nucleotide messenger RNA. RefSeq names its product glutaminyl-peptide cyclotransferase-like a (gene qpctla). Gene Ontology annotation, molecular function: glutaminyl-peptide cyclotransferase activity; zinc ion binding. The transcript has 8 exons. Bases 232 to 1416 code for a protein of 394 amino acids. Lineage: Eukaryota; Metazoa; Chordata; Actinopteri; Gadiformes; Gadidae. The record is from RefSeq and is a predicted model, not a curated record.
ACACCCGGAAGUGAGACGCUGCUCUCCUGCAGCUCUGCGUCCCUCUCCGAGUUCAGCCGUUCAUCAUGACUGUCCACCCUCCAGUGUGCGGAAAAAGGACUACGUAGAUGCAUCCGCCACGUCGAUGUGAUGACAGGUUUCGACACGUAGCUGGGAAACGUGCCAUGUGUUGUGGGAGUCGGACCACCACGUAGACGCUCCACUGUAGGCCUCAACCCCGCCGGUACCACCAUGUCCCGGUCGAGUCGGCGAUACAAGCCCCUCCAGGUCAACCACGGCGGUGGUCCGAUCUCCGGCUGCGACCGCAUCCGCAUGCCACGGGCCCGCGUGCUCAUCUUCUGCCUGAUCGCGGUGCUGAUGCUGGCCGUGAUUUUAGGGAUCUGUCUGUCAUACGAGACAAGCGGUGACCAUAGCAACCGCCUGCCUGCGGUGGACCUAGCAAAAGAUCGGCUGUCCCACAAGCCCGUGAAGACCUCCCCAUCCCAGCUGCGGCGCCUGGCAGCCCAGGUGGACGGGACCCGACUGUGGGAGACGCACCUGAGACCCAUCCUCAUCGAGCGGCUGCCCGGGACCCAGGGCAGCCUGGCUGUCAGGAAGCACAUCACGUCCACGCUGAGCUCUCUGUCGGCCGGCUGGACGGUGGACCUGGACCCCUUCCAGGCCCCCACGCCCCGAGGGCCCGUCACCUUCACCAACCUGGUGGCCACGCUGGACCCCUCCACCCCCCGCCGCCUGCUGCUCUGCUGCCACUACGACUCCAAGGCCCUGCCCCCGGACGCCCGGGCCCCCGAGAAGGUGUUCCUGGGGGCCACCGACUCGGCCGUGCCCUGCGCCAUGAUGCUGGAGCUGGCCUCCGCCCUGGACGGCCUGCUGGGGGCCCUGAAGCAGCAGCGGCCUGCCGUCACCCUGCAGCUGGUGUUCUUCGACGGCGAGGAGUCGUUCGAGGAGUGGACCGCGGCGGACUCGCUCUACGGCUCGCGGCACUUGUCUGAGUGGAUGGCCCGCACGCCCCACCCCCCCGGCUCCACCCACACCACCUUGCUGCAGGCCGUGGACCUCUUCGUGCUGCUGGACCUCCUGGGGGCGCCAGACCCUCUGAUCGCCAACCACUUCGACAACACGGCCCGCUGGUUCGACCGCCUCAUCGCCGCAGAGAAGCGUCUCCACCGGCAGGGUCUGCUGACCUCCCACCCCGCUGAGCAGAUGUACUUCAAGAAGGAUGUGUACCUGGGCCCCGUGCAGGACGACCACAUCCCCUUCCUCCACAAAGGGGUCCCCAUCCUGCACGUGAUCGCGACCCCCUUCCCGGCCUUCUGGCACACGCUGGACGACACGGAGGACAACCUGCACCGGCCCACGGUGGAGAACCUGACCCGCAUCCUGGCCGUGUUCGUGGCCGAGUACCUGGGCCUGUGAGGGCCUCCGCCCCACACCCUCUGGGGCCCGACCGGGACGGAGCGUCACCACACGGAGGAAGGCCCCCGAGGAAGAGGAGGGUGACCCGCUGGGGACGAAGCAAGGUCGGACAACGCAUCGACAGAACUAAAGCCUGAGCUCCGGUUCCUCGCUCCGUCCCGGCCUGUGAGGCUCACCGUGGAGGAGGAGAACCGGUCACAUGGGGGAUGAGGAGGCUCACCGUGGAGGAGGAGAACCGGUCACAUGGGGGAUGAAACAGUGCUCACUUUACCAAAGACUUCGCUAGGGUGAGUUUCUGGACUCUUUUCUUGAGUCGCCAAUGCAUUGAGUUUAGCAAAUUAAAUAGUGAGACUUUUCCACUUCAAUGUCUGGUGAAACCUGCCUUGUUCAUGGUACGUCUUUACAAAUCGCAGAGGAAACCAUCAUGUGAAUUUGAAUGAAUCUCUAUUCAGGAUUCGGUUAUCUGUCUGUCCGUCUUCAGUAUCGCAUGAAUAUACCUCUCUACCCACGGACAUUCUCCAUUUCACGUUUCCCCAACAUCUAGGGUUUGAAAAACAACACUCAAUAAACUUGGA